GAAACCUUGAUAGUGAGUUGUUCUCUGAGAUUGAAUCCAGCAAAAUUAAGGCCAAGAGGUCAAAAUAACAAGAAUAUGUUUUGAAACCACGCUGGGAAGAUUCCGUGCUCUGAAUGCUGCACGUCAUUGUAGUGUGCCUGUUUUAAAGCGCCGUCUAUCGACUAAAAUCUUGAAGUGUAGAUAGGAUUCUGGGAUACUACAAAGAUGGAAGUGAGAAUGCAUUGUGUUGCCAAAGCACUCUUUAUGUAAUGGCAGAUAGUACAGACGUUGGGUUUGACUUGCUGUCAGCAGUCCUCAAUGAAUCAGGAUUGUCUCCUGAUAUAAGCGAGACCAGUUUGACAACAACCCCCUCUGUUACAGAGCCAGUGCAAACCACAGCAGCUACGACUAGCACAAACACAGUGGACAGUGAUUCUAACACUGGGUUUGGUUUUGGCUUUGGUGAUGGAGGGGAUGUAGACAUAUUUACGCAGGCUCUACAGCAGCUCUCAGCAACCAACAUCCCAUUCAAAUCAUUAAGUGAGUCCAUUACAGAAAAAGAUAAGGAAGUGCAAUCAGAAGAAGUCAGUUCAACUCCGAGCAAUGUAAAUGAAGUGCAAAAAGAACAAAAAAUUCCAUCCCUCUCCAUAGCACCAACCUUAGCGACAUCAUCAUCUCCACCAUCAUCUGCAACAUCUUCCAUACCAGCUUCGAAAAACACUGUGACUGCUGGGGAAGUGAACGUUAGUGCAUCAUCUGUUGGAAUAAAACCAGAAAUAAAAACAGAAGUACCAUUACAGAUUCAUCCAGUAAGAGCACCUCCACUUUCUGCUCAAGUCAGCACACCAGUUAUAUCGAGGACAAACAAUACUGUUCUGCAGCAGACAUUGACUAAUACUUCUCAGAUCCAGCCCCCAAAAAAGGUUGUCUACAACCUCUCCACUGUGCAAACAGCACAAGGCCCAAAGCUCACAGCAGUGCCUUCCAUACAACCUGGUGCCAGUGGAGAGAAAAAGUUAACUGUAGGUGGCGGUUCAGGUGGAGGACUUACUUUAUCAGUAGGCAAUAAGGUAUUUCACAUACCAUCACGGAAUGCACAGGGUGCUGGAGGUGGUGCACGACCAGUAAAACUACAGACCCCCGAUGGAAAGGUGCUACAUAUUCCAUCUACUGGUGUUCAAGCAAAGAGUGUAGCUACAGGAGGGUCAUUGUUGAAAAUCAGCUCCCCUGCAGUGACUAACUCAGCCUUCACUACCAGUGGAGGAAGACUUGUGCAGUUAAACAACCCAAAUACAACUGUGUUACAAUCAGCAUUAUCUGUUAAACCUGUGAAUACUAUAGGACUGGCUACCACCACAUUGGGGAAUGCUGGUCAGAUUGGUUCUAGUGUGCUGAGCAAUUCUGUGUCCAAUGGUGGGUCUCUGUUUGUAACUAACAGUGGCAGUGUGUUGAAACAACAACUGACUCACAGAGAUGUCUCGAGGUUGUGGGCUAAUGAUGACAUAAGCCUCAAGUCUCUUUCACCAGUUAUAUCUUACUCUGCACCCUCUAGUCCAGCUCAGCAAGGAGUAGAUAUUGAGGAGGAAGCAGAACUAGAGGAUGAAGAACUGGGUCACGCUGAAACUUACGCAGAUUAUAUGCCUGAAAAAUUAAAAAUUGGUAUCAAGCACCCAGACCCUGUAGUGGAGACCAGUUCACUAUCUAGUGUUGAGCCUCCAGAUGUAAACUAUACUCUGGCUAUUCCUGAACAUGUGAUAGACUAUGGAGAGUUGUCUGCUCUACAGCUUGAGGCUGUCACAUAUGCUUGUCAAAGGCAUUCUACAUUCCUGCCCAAUGGGGAAAGAGCAGGCUUUCUCAUAGGUGAUGGAGCUGGAGUGGGGAAAGGCAGAACUAUAGCAGGAAUUAUUAACGAAAAUUACAUUCGUGGGAGAAAGAGAGCAAUAUGGUUGAGUGUGUCUAAUGAUUUACGAGUGGAUGCUGAAAGAGAUUUGAGAGACAUCGGAGCAUCAAAGAUAGAUGUUGUAGCAUUGAACAAGUUCAAAUAUGCCAAACUAACCUCCAGUGAAAAUUCCAAGUUUAAGAAAGGUGUGAUAUUUGCCACCUACUCCUCUUUGAUUGGUGAGAGCCAGUCUGAAGGCAAGUACAACACGAGGAUGAAACAGCUUCUGCACUGGUGUGGACUGGACUUUGAUGGGGUGAUUGUCUUUGAUGAAUGUCACAAAGCCAAGAAUUUAGUCCCAGUGGGCUCCUCCAAGCCUACCAAGACAGGCAUGGCUGUCCUGGAACUCCAGAAUAGGCUUCCCAAAGCAAGAGUUGUCUAUGCUAGUGCCACAGGUGCCUCUGAACCCAAAAACAUGGCCUACAUGACCAGGCUGGGACUGUGGGGAAAAGGGACUCCAUUCAGAGAGUUCAACGACUUCAUCCUAGCAGUGGAGAAAAGGGGAGUUGGUGCUAUGGAAUUGGUCGCCAUGGAUAUGAAACUGAGAGGGAUGUACAUUGCCAGGCAGCUGAGUUUUCAUGGGGUCUCAUUCAGAGUAGAAGAGGUGCCCAUAGAAAAGGGUUUUGUCAGGAUGUACAAUGAAGCAGUCAAGUUGUGGCAGUUAGGAAGAGACAGGUUCCAGCAGGCAGCAGACCUGAUGCAGGCAGAGAGACAGAUGAGGAAGAGCAUGUGGGGACAGUUCUGGUCUGCUCACCAGAGGUUCUUCAAGUACCUGUGUAUCUCAUCCAAAGUCAAAUUUGCUGUGAAGCUGGCAAGAGAGGCAGUGAAAAAUGGAAGGUGUGUUGUAAUAGGCCUACAGUCAACUGGUGAGGCAAGGACUUUGGAGGCUUUAGAUGAGAGCGGAGGAGAAUUGACUGAUUUUGUCUCCACAGCAAAGGGUGUGUUCCAGACACUUGUAGACAAACAUUUUCCUGCACCUAACAGAAGGAAAGCUAUGGACCUGUUUGGACUGGGAGACUCUAGAAGUCUGAUCUUUGAUGACAGCCCUGUCCCUAGCCCAGGAAGCAGGGCUGGGGGAACCAAGAGGAAAAGAGAAGACCCUUUUGACCUACAAAGUUUCAAGAAACAAAAGUCGGACAGUUCAUCAAGCAAUGAAUCUUCAUCCUCUGAAAGUGAAGCAGAAUCAUCUCACUCUGAUUAUGAUUCAGAUGAAGAUGAUUUUAACCCAUUUGCUAACUCAGACAGUGAUGAAGAUCCCUGGCUAAAGAAGACAAAGAACAAGAAAGCAAAAAACAUAAAAAAGAAGAAGAAGAAGAAAAAGAAGAAGAAGAAGAAACAGAAGAACUCAAAGGAUGAAGAGUUUGACAGAGCACUUGAAGCUGCCGGCUUGAAGUCGUUUAAUAAUAGCUUGCUCACCAGAAAUGAUUCCAGUUCAAACCUUAGCUCAAUGAGCCGUACCACCAGCAGUGCAUUUCUCCCUGGCAUGGAUUCUGUAGAGAAGGCUCAAGCACUAAAGCAGGAACUUCUCGAUAUGUUGGAGGAAAUAGGGGAUAAACUGCCUCCUAAUACUCUGGAUGAGUUGAUUGACUCCCUGGGAGGACCUGAAUAUGUGGCAGAGAUGACUGGUAGGAAAGGUCGUGUUGUGAGCAAUGAAGAUGGAGGGGUGGUAUAUGAAUCUCGCAGUGAGAUGGAUGUCCCACUUGAGGUCCUCAAUCUCACAGAAAAACAGAGAUUUAUGGAUGGGGAAAAGAAUGUUGCAAUCAUAUCUGAAGCUGCCAGCUCUGGUAUUUCCCUCCAAGCUGACAGGAGAGCACUGAACCAAAGACGCCGUGUUCACAUCACACUUGAGCUGCCUUGGAGUGCAGACAGGGCAAUUCAACAGUUUGGGCGUACCCACAGGUCUAACCAAGUGAGUGCCCCAGAGUAUGUGUUCUUGAUCUCAGAUUUAGCAGGAGAAAGGAGAUUUGCUUCAACUGUUGCCAAAAGAUUAGAAAGCUUGGGAGCUCUAACCCAUGGAGACAGAAGAGCAACAGAAACUAGAGAUCUCAGUAGAUUCAAUAUAGAAAAUAAGUAUGGGCGUACUGCCUUAGAGAGUGUGAUGAAAUCUGUGAUGGAUAUGGAAAGUCCUUUGGUCCCCCCACCAGCUGACUAUCAGGGCAACUUCUUUGCAGAUGUACAGAAGGCUUUGGUGGGUGUUGGCUUGGUGACAAGUGAUGAAAGGUUUGGUUUGCCAACACUUGAAAAAGAUUAUAAUAAUAUCAGCAAAUUCCUGAACCGCAUACUGGGAAUAGAUGUAGACCUUCAAAACAGAUUGUUCAAAUAUUUCAUGGACACACUGACUGCUAUAAUUCUUCAAGCCAAGAGGAAUGGUCGCUGGGAUUUGGGGAUCUUAGAUCUUGGAUCUGGAGGUGAAAAUGUAAAGGUAAUAGAAACUAAGACUUUUACCAGUCAGUACUCAACAGGCACAGCCAGGACUGAGCUUUACACAGUAAGCGUAGAACGUGGUAUGACCUGGGACAAAGCACUGGACAUAUGGAGAGACCAUGUAGGCAAAGAGGAUGGAUUUUAUGUCUUAAGAAAUCAAACCUUUGGGAAGCCCACAGCUGUUCUGGCAGUUAGUAUGACUGGCAAAAAGAAAGACAAGAAGAUGUUUACCAUAUACCGACCAAACAUUGGUUUGCAAGUCAGAAAUGAAUCCAUAGAGGAUAUCAAGAAGAGGCACAAAAGGGUUACCCCGGAUGAAGCUCAGGCCUAUUGGUUGGAUCAGUACCAAGCAUCAGGGACAACCUGCAGUCAUGCAUACUGGAAAGGGAGUUGCAAGAGAGUAAGCCUGGGACUGCCCUGUGAGAUAGGUCUGCGAACAAGGACAUACCAUGUCCUGGGGGGCUCUGUACUCAGUGUCUGGGGGAAGGUGGAAAGUGUCUUGACUUCCAUGCCAGGAGGUAACCAUUCCAGGAUGCAGAUUAUAAGACUACGUACAGAUGAGGGGAAGAGAAUUGUUGGGACCCUGAUACCAGACAACUGUGUGAGCCCGCUGUGCAAUGUGCUGUCAAUGGAAAGCCAGGCUGCAGCCAAUUCCUUACACGGUGAUAAUACCUACAAGAAUAUACCAGGACCCAUAGCUUCAAUGAGCAGUGUGCCUCAAGCUGCAAGUCUCCAUGUCAGUAAAUCCCAGCCAUCUCUCCUACACAUGCCUAUGAUUGUGUAAACUUGUCAAUCUGCUCAAUUUGUUAGGUAUAGGGAUUCUAACCGGAGAGAAUUGUUACAUGUUAUAAAUUUCAGUUACUGUUUUUCAACAUUUAAUGGUUGAUUUUUUUUUCUCAAUGGUUUUCAACAACAGUUUACCGUUUCCAUUCAAGAUCAUACAUUGAGAAAGGUGUUUGACGAGAUAAUUUCAUUCAUUUUCUACAUUCAGGUGUAACAAAGUUGACAGGUUCACUUUGUGAAUGUCUUCAUUCCAGUAUAAUUCUAUUUGAUCAGUUUUAAUCCAUAUGCAUGCUAAUGUUUCAUCUGGUGGACAUGUGGAAUCAUUUAUUAGAUUCAGACUGGAAGUUUGAAUCAUUUAUGAAUGUUCAUAGUAUCUCAACUUUUGUCGCUCAUUGUAGAGUCAAUUUUGUUCAUAUAACAAAUUACAAAUGUCUUCAUAACUGGUGCUUAUAAAAAAGAAAGAAUUUUAAUGCUGAAAGUGCAAUCUACCCAAGAACAUGAUGUGAAUUCUUUGAUAAGCGUAAAUAUAGUUUAAAACUUCCAUUAUAUACUAAUGAUAGCAACCAGAAGGAUUUUGUGUGCUUACCUUAAAUAUCUGGUAUAUAAAAUUUCAAAACAAUCAAUUUCAUGAAAACAUUAGAAGAAACCUCUAUGUAUUGUUAUUAUGUGUAACAAUGGACAAGUAUCAUGCUACACUUAAAUAAAAAUUACUUGAAAUGAAAAAUGAAAUGAAGAAAAUUUUGGUGGGAAUAAUGGAUGGUCUUAGAAAGAACUAUCUCAGUAGUCAAAAUGUGGGAAGGCCAAUCUGCGUAGUAGGGUUAUCUGCAUAUGGAUUUGUUGAUGUGACAGGUGGGAGUGCAACUAGUGACAACAUGGAAGGUUUCUGAAUACAUGCUAUCUGUAUGCAGUCUUCAUUUACACUAAAUUGUUACCACACACACAUAUAUAUUGAUAAAAUAAAAGGUUUGAUACUAAUGGUUUGUUGCCUUAUGUU
Lingula anatina is the source of this 6119-nucleotide messenger RNA. Its product is annotated as protein strawberry notch homolog 1. Gene Ontology annotation, cellular component: nucleus. Gene Ontology annotation, biological process: regulation of DNA-templated transcription. Gene Ontology annotation, molecular function: chromatin DNA binding; histone binding. The record is from RefSeq and is a predicted model, not a curated record. Lineage: Eukaryota; Metazoa; Brachiopoda; Lingulata; Lingulida; Lingulidae.